This is a messenger RNA of Aplysia californica (California sea hare), 16080 nucleotides long. Its product is annotated as dynein heavy chain 5, axonemal. Gene Ontology annotation, molecular function: dynein intermediate chain binding; ATP hydrolysis activity; ATP binding. Lineage: Eukaryota; Metazoa; Mollusca; Gastropoda; Aplysiida; Aplysiidae. Gene Ontology annotation, cellular component: dynein complex. The record is from RefSeq and is a predicted model, not a curated record. Gene Ontology annotation, biological process: microtubule-based movement.
CCAAAGACAGGAAGAGCAAGGCGGCAAGCGGCAAGCAACUUUCGCCAAGGGAAAGGGUACCGCUACACCGCUUUGAUAUGCAAAUAAGUCGGGGCAUGCUUUGCGCUUGUGGUAUCGUAGAAACCUGUAAACAGUCCAAGAUGGCUGCCUGCUUGCAGGCACUCGCAGAGCUGCAUUGACGAGAUCCAGUUUUGUGCUGGAGUUUGUCUCAAAGAGUUGUGUUUUUCUCACUUUUGGAUGCUGGACAUUUUACUAGGAUAUAAGAGAAAUUCUGAAAACUAAAAAUGUCUGCAGAUCCACAAGCAAGUGGAAAAGAACGCCAAAAGAGCGCCGAGAAAAACAAAUCCCGGCUUGCUGCUUUGGCGCCAGGGGAAAACAUAAAAGAGAAACAGCAAAAACUGAAGGAAGAGCGAGAGGCUAAGAGAAACCAGCUAGAUGAAAGGCACUACUAUGUCUUACAAACAGUGGCUGAUGGUCUUGGCAUGGAGAGAUCAGAGGUGGAGGAUGCCAUUCUGGAGGGCAAUCAGAUUGAGACAAUGGAAAAAUUUCUGGGAGUGAAUGGUUGCAACAGGCUUCUCUUUUACUACCAGGAACCAGAAAAUGAAAAGGACACAGGCCACCAUGUUGAGUUUGUUAAUGCUGGAGAUUAACUUCACUAUGCUGGACUGCAACGGUCAAGGCGCCAACGGCCGGGGCCUGCUUCACGCGGUGGAGAACGUGCUGUCUAACGUGUUUAUUCCUGCCCUGAAGAAGUUGGAAAAUGGCUGGGAGCAGUUGUCCAAUCAGGAGGGAGACGGAAUUCGCAGCGAGUUCCUCAAUUCGCUCGAUUCUUUUGUGUCUGUGCUAGUUGGGGCCCAGGAGAGUCUUGAAGAAAAAGUGACCCUCAAGACAUGUGAGGGUUAUGAACUGGCCAAGGUGAACACCAUCGCUGACUACCAGGCUGUGGCAAACAGCACCGAGUCUCUGGAGAAAAUAGAGGAAUGCAUGAGGGUGUGGGUCAAGCAGAUUGAGCAGGUGUUGGCAGAGAGUGAGCAGAUGAGAAGAGAGGCAGACGACAUCGGACCCAGAGCAGAGUUGGAGCAUUGGAAGAAGAGGAUGUCAAAGUUCAACUAUUUGGUGGAUCAGAUCAAAGGUCAUGAUGUCAAGGCCGUGUUAGGCAUUCUUCAUGCUGCCAAAUCCAAGCUCAUCAAGCUGUGGCAGGAGCUGGACCGUCGCAUCACUGACACUGCCAACGAGGCCAAGGACAAUGUGAGGUUCCUGUACACCCUGGAAAAACUCUGCAACCCUCUCUACAACAGUGACCCAGUGGGCAUGCUGGAGGGCAUCCCUGCGCUCAUCAACGGCAUCAGGAUGGUGCACAGCAUCUCCCGCUACUACAACACUUCGGAACGCAUGACCUCUCUCUUUGUCAAGAUCACGAACCAAAUGAUCACUGCUUGCAAAGCAUACAUCACCGACAACCGCAUCGAGACUGUGUGGUCACAGCCUAUGCCCAUGGUCAGGGAGAAACUGAAGGCCUGCAUCAGGCUCAACGAGGAGUACCAGAAACAUUUCCACAGGACCAAGGCAAAGCUUGAAAACACAGCAAAUGAGCGCCCCUUUGAUUUCUCUGAGAUGUACAUUUUUGGCAAGUUUGACACAUUCACCCGCAGACUCAAGAAAAUCCUGGACAUGUUUGACACCAUUGAUCUUUACUCUCAUUUGUCUGAGAGCAAAAUUGAAGGCAUGGAACUGAUGGCCAACAAAUUCAACGUGAUUGUGACAUCUAUCCGCAAGAGGCCUUACGACUUCCUGGACCAGAGGAAGAUGGAGUUUGACCAGGACUACGAAGACUUUAAGAGACAGAUCUCAGACCUGCACAGUGCCAUUGUGAACUUCAUGGACCAGAAGUUUGAGAAGAUCAACAGCACCCAGCGGGCUCUGGUCCUCCUGCGCAAGUUUGAGAUGCUUCAGCUGGCCAACCUCAACACACAAGUGCAGGACAAGUAUCACCAAAUUCUGCAGCACUACAGCCGUGAUAUUGACAUGGUGUCGAGGAUUUACCAGAAACAGAAGAAUGAUCCUCCUCUGGACAGAGAUCACCCUCCGAUUGCAGGAAAGAUUUCGUGGGCUCGACAACUCUUCCGCAGAAUUCAGGAGCCCAUGGAAAUUUUCCAACGUCAGGGGUCAAUCCUGCAUGGCUCAGAUGCCAAGAAGAUUGUGAAGAACUACAACAAACUGGCGAAAGUCCUGCUGGAGUUUGAAGUUCUGUACUACAGAGGAUGGCUGCGUCAGAUGGAAGCUGCAAAGGCUGGUCUGCAGGCCUCUCUUCUGGUGCGUCAUCCCGAGACCAAAGAGGUGUAUGUGAACUUUGACUUCCAAAUCUUCACCAUGAUCAAAGAGGCCAACCACAUGUUCCAUCUAGGCCUAGAGAUUCCGCAAGUGGCCAAGACCAUGAGAGCCAAGGAGAUGGAGUACAAGAGCCAUUAUUCGGGCCUCUCAAUGAUGCUUGAGGAGAACAAUAGAGUGCGGGCCAAAAUCCCUACAGCUUUCGAAGCUCUGAUGGGACUUCACCUGGCCAAGGUGGACGAUGCUCUUGAGCCUGGACUGACCAUGUUGUCUUGGACCUCCACAAAAAUACCUGACUUCGUGGCCAAUGUGUACAAAAACCUGGCAGACUUGGAGCUCCUGGUGGACCGUGCCCAUGAUGUGACUGAGUUCCGUAUUGAUGCCAUUCUGCGCAGCAUGGCCUCCACCACCCUGUGUCAGCUGCCGGAGGAUGAGCCCUGGACUGUGCAGGACUUCCUUGACAAUACACAGAAACUGUGUGGCAAGGGUGCCCAGAUUCUGCAGACAAAGAGUCAGACCGUGGAAGAGGCUGCCAAUGAGCUAAUCAACAUGCUGUGUGAUGUGGAUCCCUUGGAACUAGAGGGCAAAGAGGAGGAGGAAGAGGAAGAGGAUGCUGGCUUUGAGGAGGAGGAGGGCCAGGGAGAAGAUGGUGAGGCUACCAAUCGUGAUGAACAGACUGGGGGCUCGGCCGCCCGUUCUCACGCAGGCAGUCGCAAGUCCCGCCCAGUCUCCUCAAAGGCCAAUGCCGUGGCGAAGAAGAAGAAGGAGUUGAGGGAGAACAUUGAGGAGUCAGCCAUGGAUCUAUUGACUCACUUCAACAACCGUAACCUGGAUGCCCUGCUGAAGGCAACUCGCAACACUCUAGAAGCUCUACGCAAGAGGAUCACCUCCAGCUCCAUGGCUCACUACAUCGGUGACAUGUCCUUAUAUGGAGAGCAAAAGAAGGACAGCCGGCCUUUCUUCCGCACCAAUGCCACUUUGGCCAUUCCGCAAAUUGUGAUGCACCCAGCACUUGACGAGGUUCAACAAGCGCUGAACAAAGCAGUGCAAAAUGUCAUCAGUGUCAGUGGGGCAGUGGCACAGUGGAGCAAAGAACGCAAGAAGGUGGUUAAACCAGCUCAGGUGGAUCAGCCCUCAGAAGGUGGGGAGCGACGGGCUAGCGUGGUGAGCAACGCCCCGUCUGAGAUGUCUCACCUGGAGGCUGCCAGCAAAAAAGCCGAUGCGGAGUCGGUGAAGAGCUACGUCAUUCAACAGCAGCCCAAGAACUAUUACAAGUCUGUGUCCGAUAACAAGGAGAUUGCCAAGUUGGCUUCUCUUUUGUCCACCAGCAUCAACUCCAACAAGAAGGAGGUGACCACAGCUUUGGAUCAGUUUGCAGACUACCACAAAAUCUGGGAGAAGGACAGGGAGGUGGCGUUGGAAGAGUUCAUGAAGGAUGACCCCAAAUUGUCUGAGUUUGAGGCAGUGGUCCGAAGCUAUGAGGAAAUGGAGAUAGAAAUUAACAGCCUGCCAGAGUACUAUGAUGCAGGACCCAUUGCUCUUUACACUGAACAUCUGAAGAUUGGCUUGACCACGGAGACCAAGGCAUGGCGUAUGACCUUUGGCAAGUUCUGCAACAAUAAGUACAAGACAGAGAUGGAGGAAAUCUUCAACUUCAUCGAGGACCUCAACAAGAGGCUGACACGCCCAAUCAAAGACCUGGAUGAUAUCCGCUUUGCCAUGGCUGCUUUGAAGGACAUCAGAGAAAGUGAAAUCAGAAUUGACAUGUGUAUUGGACCAAUUGAGGAGUCCUAUGCUAUGUUGAACAAACAUGAGUUGAAGCCAGAGAAGGAAGAGGCUGAGAAAUGUGACACUCUGAGGUACUCCUGGGAGAGGCUGCAGGCCCAGGCUGUGGAAGUCCAGGACCAUCUGUUGAAGAUCCAGCCUGACUUCAAGCAAGAUCUUAUUGAGGAUGUCAAGGUCUUCAAAGUUGACUGUGAUGACUACUACUCAAGCUAUGAUGAGAAAGGUCCCAUGGUGGCAGGUGUGCCACCUCGGGAGGCCUCGGACAGACUGGUCAUCUACCAGAACACGUUUGACACGCUCCACAGAAAGUUCAUCACCUACACCGGGGGUGAGGAGCUCUUUGGUCUGUCGGUUUCCGAGUACCCCAAGCUGCUGCAGAUCAAGAAGGAGCUGAACCUGCUGCAGAAACUGUACGGCCUGUACAACAACGUCAUUGACACCGUGCACGGCUACUACGACAUCUUGUGGCAGGAUGUGAACAUUGAGAAGAUCAACGUUGAGCUGCAGGAGUUCCAAAACAGAUGCCGUAAGCUUCCUAAAGCCCUGAAGGACUGGCCUGCAUUUGGGGACCUGAAGAAGACCAUCGAUGAUUUCAACGAAAUGGUUCCUCUGCUAGAGCUCAUGUCAAACAAAGCAAUGAAGCAGAGACAUUGGCAGAGGAUGUCAGACACAACGGGACAUCAGUUUGACAUUGAGGGAGAGAACUUCACGUUGCGCAACAUUCUGGAGGCACCCUUGUUGAAAUACAAGGAGGAAAUUGAGGACAUUUGUAUCAGUGCGGUUAAGGAGAAGGAUAUUGAAGCCAAGUUGAAGCAAGUGAUCUCUGACUGGGGCACUCAGGAUUUCACUUUUGGAAAUUUCAAGAACCGUGGAGAACUUUUGCUUCGGGGUGACUCAACUAGUGAGAUUGUGUCACUUAUGGAAGAUUCCUUGAUGGUCCUUAGCUCACUUCUUAGCAACAGAUACAAUGCUCCUUUCAAAAAGAACAUUCAGACAUGGGUUGCCAACCUGACCAACUCUUCUGAGAUCAUUGAGAACUGGAUGACAGUGCAGAACUUGUGGGUGUAUUUGGAGGCUGUCUUUGUUGGUGGAGACAUUGCUAAACAACUGCCAAAAGAAGCCAAACGUUUCAGCAACAUCGACAAGUCGUGGGUGAAGAUCAUGACCCGUGCCCACGAGACCCCCAACGUAGUGCAAUGCUGCGUGGGGGAGGACAUGCUCAUACAGCUGUUGCCUCACUUGUUGGAGCAGCUGGAGCUUUGUCAGAAGUCUCUCACUGGGUACCUGGAGAAGAAGAGAUUGAGCUUCCCCAGAUUUUUCUUCGUGUCUGACCCAGCUCUGCUGGAGAUUCUCGGCCAGGCCAGUGACCCCCACACCAUCCAAGCUCACCUGCUCUCUGUCUUUGACAACACCAAGAACGUCCGUUUCCAUGAGAAAAUCUAUGACCAGAUUCUGGCCAUCAUUUCCUCAGAGGGAGAAUCCAUCGAGCUGGAGAAACCGGUGAAAGCAGAGGGCAACGUGGAGGUGUGGCUCAUGAGUCUGAUGACCCAGGCCCAGAAGUCACUGCACUCUGUGAUCAGGACGGCCGCCAUGGCCAUACAGGACCAGAGCUUCAACCUCCUGGAGUUCCUCAACUCUUUCCCCGCACAGGUGGGUUUGCUUGGAAUCCAGAUGAUCUGGACUCGCGAUGCCACUGAGGCCUUGACCAACGCCAAGUACGACAGGAAGAUCAUGCCUCAGACCAACCAGGCUUUCCUUGACCUAUUGAACCUGCUCAUUGAACAGACCACCAAAGACUUGACGAAAAUGGAGAGGACCAAGUUUGAGACGCUUAUCACCAUCCACGUACAUCAGAGAGACAUCUUUGACUCCUUGUGCCGCAAACACAUCAGGAACCCAACGGACUUUGAGUGGCUGAAACAGUCUCGUUUCUACUUUGUGGAAGACACAGACAAAUGCCUCAUCUCCAUCACUGACGUGGACUUUAUCUACCAGAAUGAGUUCCUCGGCUGCACAGAACGACUGGUCAUCACUCCUCUUACUGACAGGUGUUACAUCACCCUGGCCCAGGCCCUGGGAAUGUCUAUGGGCGGGGCUCCAGCUGGACCUGCUGGGACUGGGAAGACAGAGACGACCAAGGACAUGGGCCGCUGCCUCGGCAAGUACGUCGUCGUCUUCAACUGCUCUGACCAGAUGGAUUUCAGAGGACUGGGCAGGAUUUUCAAAGGUCUGGCCCAGUCUGGCUCCUGGGGCUGUUUCGAUGAGUUCAACAGAAUUGACCUCCCGGUGUUGUCAGUGGCUGCUCAGCAGAUCGCCAUUGUCCUGGCUUGCAAGAAAGAGAGAAAGAAGCAGUUCAUCUUCACAGACGGAGACACAGUGGACAUGAACACAGAGUUUGGCAUUUUCCUCACAAUGAACCCUGGAUACGCUGGACGACAGGAGCUGCCAGAAAAUCUGAAGAUCAAUUUCAGAACAGUGGCCAUGAUGGUUCCAGACAGGCAGAUCAUCAUCCGUGUCAAGUUGGCUGCUGUGGGUUUCAUUGACAAUGUGGUUCUGGCCGGCAAGUUCUUCACCUUGUACAAGCUUUGUGAGGAGCAGUUGACCAAGCAGGUGCAUUAUGACUUUGGUCUGCGUAACAUCCUGUCUGUGCUGAGAACUCUGGGAACCGUCAAACGGCUGAACCCGACAGAGACAGAACAGACGGUGGUGAUGAGAGUCUUGCGUGACAUGAACCUCAGCAAACUGGUGGAUCAGGAUGAGCCGCUGUUUGUCUCCCUUAUUGGAGAUUUGUUCCCUGGUAUCACCUUGGACAAGGCUGGUUACCCUGAGCUUGAAGCAGCUAUUUCCCGAAAUGUGGAAGAUGCCAAACUGAUCAAUCACCCUGACUGGUCCAUCAAACUGGUGCAGCUGUUUGAAACACAGCGAGUCCGUCACGGCAUGAUGGCCCUGGGACCUAGCGGUGCCGGCAAGACCUGCUGUAUCCACAUGCUGAUGAAGGCCAUGACAGACUGCGGGGAGCCACACAAGGAGUGGAGGAUGAACCCCAAGGCCAUCACGGCCCCACAGAUGUUUGGUCGACUGGACGUGGCCACCAACGACUGGACUGAUGGUAUUUUCUCCACUCUCUGGAGGAGAACCACUCGUGUGAAGAAAGGUGAGCAUGUGUGGCUUGUGCUGGAUGGGCCUGUCGAUGCCAUUUGGAUUGAAAAUCUGAACUCUGUGCUUGAUGACAACAAGACCUUGACCUUGGCCAAUGGUGACAGAAUCCCAAUGGCCCCCAACUGCAAGAUCAUCUUUGAGCCACACAACAUCGACAACGCCUCGCCUGCCACUGUCUCCCGUAAUGGCAUGGUGUACAUGAGCAGCUCAGGUCUUGGCUGGCAACCAAUUCUGCAGGGUUGGCUGAACCACAGACCUCUCAAUGAAAGAGAUGUCAUCAUGACUCUGUUUGAGGGUUCGUUCACUGACAUGUGGAAUUUUGCCCAGCAGAACUUGGAAUUCAAAAUGGAGAUCCUUGAAGCCUUCAUCAUCUCACAGGCAUGCAAGCUCAUGUCUGGCCUGAUCCCCUUGAAAGACGAGAAAGACGGCUCAGGUCACCUGACCCGCGAACACUAUGAGCGCUUGUACAUCUUCACUCUCAUGUGGAGCAUUGGAGCCUUCCUUGAACUGGAUGACCGUGCCAAGAUGGAGGAAUUCCUGCGGAAACACGAGACCAUCAGACUGGACUUACCACAGAUCCCAGAUGGCUUUGACGCCACCAUGUUUGAUUACAUGGUGGAUUCUGAUGGGAGCUGGGUGUACUGGGGAAAGAAGGUGACGGAUUACGUGUACCCGACCGACCACGAGCCUGAGUACACCAGCAUCUUGGUGCCCAAUGUGGACAACGUGAGGACAGAGUUCCUCAUCAACACUAUUUCCAAACAGAGCAAGGCUGUGUUGCUGAUUGGUGAACAAGGAACUGCCAAGACUGUCAUGAUCAACAACUACAUGGGACAAUACAACCCAGAAUUCCAUGUAGCCCAGUCGGUCAAUUUCUCCUCUGCCACGACACCAUACAUGUUCCAGAGGACCAUUGAGAGCUAUGUGGACAAGAGGGUGGGCUCCACAUACGGGCCCCCAGCUGGCAAGAAAGCUACAGUGUUCAUUGAUGAUAUCAACAUGCCAGUGAUCAACGAAUGGAAGGAUCAGAUCGCCAAUGAGAUUGUCCGACAGCUGAUGGAGAACCAUGGCUUCUACAGCUUGGAGAAGCCUGGAGACUUCACCACCAUUGUGGACAUGCAGUUCCUGGCUGCCAUGAUCCAGCCUGGAGGUGGCAGAAAUGACAUUCCUCAGCGUCUGAAGCGUCAGUUUGCCAUUUUCAACUGCACCCUUCCCUCCAACCCAUCCAUUGACAAGAUCUUCAGUGUGAUUGGCUCAGGACACUACUGCAAGGAGAGAGGUUUCUCUGAUGACGUGGUGGCAAUGGUCACCAGUCUGGUGCCUAUCACCAGAAGGUUAUGGCAGCUUACCAAGAUCAAAAUGCUUCCAACUCCGGCCAAGUUCCACUACAUCUUCAACUUGAGAGAUUUGUCUCGCAUAUGGCAAGGCAUGCUGAACACCCAGAGCUCUGUGAUCUCCGACGUCAAGCUCCUGAUGGGACUGUGGAAACACGAGUGUUGUCGUGUCAUUGCUGACAGGUUCGUGCGUUAUGAAGACCUGCAGUGGUUUGAGAAAACGGUCAAGCGUAUUGUGACAGAGGAGGUCAGUGAGGAUGCCGGAGAGAUGGUCAUCAACAACAUGAUAUUCACUGACUUCAUGAGAGAUGCCCCAGAAGCCACAGGAGAGGAGCCUGAGGAUGCUGACUUUGACAUGCCCAAAAUCUAUGAGCCCAUUGAGAGUUUCCACCAGCUGGAGGAGAGGCUGUCCAUGUUCCUGCAACAGUACAACGACAGCAUUCGUGGAGCUGGCAUGGACCUGGUCUUCUUCAAGGACGCCAUGACUCACCUGGUCAAGGUCUCACGCAUCAUCCGCACCCCACGGGGCCACGCCCUCUUGGUGGGAGUCGGAGGUUCAGGGAAACAGUCGCUGACAAGACUGGCCUCCUUCAUUGCUGGCUACAAGACUUUCCAGAUCACACUUACCAGAUCAUACAAUGUGUCGAACCUUUUGGAAGACCUGAAGUUCUUGUACAGAACAGCUGGGCAGCAAGGCAAAGGUAUCACCUUCAUCUUUACUGACCAGGAGAUCAAGGAUGAAGGAUUUCUGGAGUAUCUCAACAACAUGCUCUCCUCUGGAGUGGUGUCCAACUUGUUUGCAAGAGAUGAGAUGGAUGAGAUUCUGGGAGAAUUGGUACCGAUAAUGAAGAAAGAGCAUCCCCGCAGACCCCCCAGCAAUGAGAACCUGUAUGAGUACUACCUCUCACGUGUCAGGGCAAAUCUUCACGUGUCCCUUUGCUUCUCUCCGGUGGGUGAGAAAUUCCGACAGAGGGCACUGAAGUUCCCUGGGCUCAUCUCGGGCUGCACCAUGGACUGGUUCCAGCGGUGGCCGAAAGAUGCCCUGAUUGCUGUGGCGGAUCACUUCCUGUCUGACUUUGAGAUUGUGUGCAGUGAGGAGGUGAAGAAACAGGUCAUCCACACGAUGGGCAUCAUUCACGAUGGGGUGGCCGAGAGCUGCACUGACUAUUUCCAGAGGUAUCGUCGGGCAACUCAUGUGACCCCCAAGUCAUACCUCUCCUUCAUCAAUGGCUACAAGACCGUGUACUCUGAAAAGAAGACCAUGAUUGGCGAGCUAGCCAACAGAAUGAACACAGGUUUGGAAAAGCUGGUGGAGGCCUCCCAGGCUGUGGCAGAGCUGAGCAAGGAGCUGGCUGUCAAGGAGAAGGAACUGGCCAUUGCUUCCGAGAAAGCAGAGGCUGUACUCAAGCAGGUUACCAUUCAGGCUCAAGCUGCUGAGAAAGUGAAGAACCAGGUGCAGAAGGUGAAGGACAAAGCUCAGAGCAUUGUGGACAACAUCGCCACAGACAAGGCCAUCGCCAUGGAAAAGCUGGAGGCGGCUCGCCCGGCCCUGGAGGAGGCUGAGGCUGCCCUGAACACCAUCAAGCCGGCUCACAUUGCCACUGUCAGACGUCUGGGCAAACCUCCACAUCUCAUCAUGAGGAUCAUGGACUGUGUGCUCAUUUUGUUCAGGAGCAAGCUGAAUCCAGUGACAGUUGACCCUGACAGACCAGAAUUUGUCAAGCCAUCUUGGAACCAUUCUUUGAAGCUCAUGGCUGACACCAACUUCCUGAAGAACUUGGUGGAGUUUGACAAAGACAAAAUCAAUGAUGAGAUGUGUGAGUUUGUGGAGCCGUACCUGGCAGCGGAGGACUACACCCUGGAGAUUGCCAAGAACGUCUGCGGUGACGUGGCUGGUCUGCUGUCCUGGACAAAGUCUAUGUACACUUUCUACUUCAUCAACAAAGAGGUUUUGCCUCUCAAGGCCAACUUGGCUGUGCAGGAGGGCAGGCUGAAGAUUGCCAUGGGUGAUCUAGAGACGGCUCAGGGUCAGUUGGAUGCUAAGGAGGCAGAGCUGAGGGCUGUACAGGCUGAGUAUGACAAGGCCAUGGCAGAGAAGCAAGCUCUGAUGGAUGAUGCGGAGACUUGCAGGCGCAAAAUGUCUGCGGCUUCGGCUCUCAUCAAUGGCCUGGGUAGUGAGAAAGAAAGAUGGACAGAACAGAGCAAGGAGUUCAAGGCUCAGAUUGGAAGACUGGUGGGAGACAUCUUGAUCUGCACGGCCUUCUUGUCCUACUCCGGACCAUUCAACCAGGACUUCCGUGCCCUGCUGAACAGAAACUGGAUGAAAGAGCUGAAGAACCGGAAGAUUCCGUACUCAGCGAACCUGAAUGUGGUGGAGCUGCUUGUCGACCCAACUCAGAUUGCAGAAUGGAACUUGGAGGGUCUACCAAAUGAUGAACUGUCUACCCAGAACGGCAUCAUCGUGACUCAAGCCUCACGCUAUCCCCUGCUGAUUGACCCACAGGGCCAGGGCAAGAGCUGGAUUAAGAAGAAAGAAGAGAAGAGUGAGCUCCAGGUGACAUCGCUGAACCACAAGUACUUCCGACAGCAUUUGGAGGACUCCAUGUCCCUUGGCCGGCCUCUCAUGCUGGAAGACAUUGGUGAGGAGCUUGACCCUGCCCUGGACAAUGUUUUGGAGAAAAAUUUCAUCAAGGUGGGCUCCACUCUGAAGGUGAAGGUUGGCGACAAAGAAUGUGACCUGAUGAAAGGCUUCACUUUGUACCUUACCACCAAAAUGCCAAACCCAUCCUACACACCCGAGAUCUCGGCCCGAACUUCCAUCAUUGAUUUCACCGUCACCAUGAAAGGUCUGGAGGAUCAGCUGCUAGGACGUGUGAUCCUCACAGAGAAAGCUGAACUGGAAAGUGAACGUUUGAAGCUGAUGGAGGAAGUAACGGCCAACAAGAAGAAAAUGAAGGACCUGGAAGACAGCCUGCUGCUCCGACUCACCACUACACAGGGAUCUCUGGUAGAUGAUGAGGACCUCAUCAACGUGCUACAUGUCACCAAGGCCACAUCGGUGGAUGUGACUCAGAAACUGGACAUUGCGGCCGAGACAGAGAUCAAGAUCAACUCUGCUCGUGAGGAGUUCCGUCCUGUGGCCACACGAGGUUCCAUCCUCUACUUCUUGAUCACAGAGAUGAGCCUGGUCAAUGUCAUGUACCAGACGUCCCUACGGCAGUUCCUGCAGCUCUUUGACCUCUCCAUGGCAAGGUCGACCAAGUCUCCUAUCACACAGAAGAGAAUCCAGAACAUUAUUGAGUACAUGACCUUUGAGGUGUUCAAGUACGCAGGCAGAGGGCUCUAUGAGAGUGACAAGAUGACCUUCACCCUGCUUCUGGCCUUGAAAAUUGAUCUUCAAGGCAUGAAGAUCAAACAUGACGAGUUCAUGACCCUUAUCAAAGGUGGUGCCUCUGUGGACACAUCGUCUGCUCCACCAAAACCGUCCCACUGCAAGUGGAUCCCACAGAUCACCUGGCUGAACCUGACGGAGCUGAGCAAACUGCACCAGUUCUCCGGUAUCAUGGAGCAGGUAGAGCGCAACGACAAGCAGUGGAGGCAGUGGUUUGACAAGGAGGCGCCCGAGGAGGAGAUUAUUCCUGACGGCUACAACAACUCUCUGGACGUGUUCAGACGGCUGUUGCUGGUGCGGUGCUGGUGUCCGGAUCGUAUUUUGCCCAUGGCAAAGAAAUAUAUCGCAGACACAAUGGGAGAGAAAUACUCUGAGGGAAUUAUUCUGGACCUGGAGAAGAUGUGGCAAGAGAGCAGCAACCGCUCCCCCCUUGUGUGCCUGCUCUCCAUGGGCUCUGACCCCACGCCCCUUAUUGAAGGACUGGCCAAGAAAUUGAGGCUUGAGUGCAAUGCCAUCUCCAUGGGUCAAGGUCAGGAGGUGCACGCUCGACGUCUGCUUCAGCAGGGUGUGGCCUCGGGAGGGUGGAUGCUGCUCCAGAACUGCCAUCUCAGUUUGGACUACGUCAACGAAAUCAUGGACGCUAUCAUUGAGACAGAGACCAUUCAUGAUGAGUUCCGAUUGUGGGUCACCACAGAAGUCCACCCGAAGUUCUCCAUUAACUUCCUGCAGAUUUCCAUCAAGUUCACCAAUGAGCCCCCGCAGGGAGUCAAGGCGGGUCUAAAGAGGACGUACGCUGGUGUCACACAGGACUUCCUGGACAUCUCCAACAUGCCCCAGUGGAAACCAAUGCUCUAUGGAGUGGCCUUCUUGCACACUGUUGUUCAGGAGAGGAGAAAGUUUGGUCCUUUGGGCUGGAACAUUCCUUAUGAGUUCAACACAUCUGACUUCAAUGCUAGUAUUCAGUUUGUGCAAAACCAUCUGGAUGACAUGGACCCAAAGAAGGGAGUGACGUGGGUCACAGUGCACUACAUGUUUGGUGAGAUCCAAUAUGGUGGCCGCGUCACUGAUGACUAUGACAAGCGUCUGCUCAACACCUUCUGUUCAGUCUGGUUCGGAGAGAAGAUGUUCGAGCCCAACUUCGUCUUCUACAAGGGCUACAACAUUCCCAAGUGUACAAAGAUCAAUGAGUACCAUGAGUACAUCAACGACCUGCCCUCUACCGACGCCCCUGAAGUGUUUGGACUUAAUGCUAAUGCAGAUAUCACUUAUCAAAGUGUGACUGCCAAGACUAUCUUGGAUACCAUUCUGAACAUCCAACCAAAGGACAGCUCCUCAGGGGGUGGGGAGACCCGUGAGUCCAUGGUCUACAAGUUCUGCGAUGAUGUCCUCAACAAACUGCCCCAGGACUAUGACCCAUUUGAGAAGAGGGCCUGCCUCACCAAACUGGGCAAUCUGGAGCCACUGGUGAUUUUCCUGAGACAGGAACUGGAUCGGAUGCAGAUUGUGAUCACAGCGGUCAGGAACACUGUUGUUGACCUCAAGCUGGCCAUUGACGGUACCAUCAUCAUGAGUGAAAAUCUCCGAGAUGCCCUGGACUGUAUCUACGACGGUCGUAUCCCAGCUGCUUGGAAGAAGAUUUCCUGGGACUCCAGUACCAUCAGCUUUUGGCUGAAUGAGCUUCAGGACAGGAACACCCAGUUCCGCUCUUGGCUCUACAACGGAGCUCCAAAGUCUUUCUGGAUGACUGGCUUCUUCAAUGCUCAAGGCUUCCUUACAGCAAUGAGACAGAAAGUGACCCGUAACCACAAAGGCUGGGCCCUGGACACUGUGGUCUUGUACAACGAAGUGACCAAAUUUGAGAACAUUGACGCCGUGCCUCAAGAGCCACAGGAGGGUGUCUAUGUCCACGGCCUCUUCCUAGAUGGCGCUGGCUGGGACAAACGGAACAGCAAACUAAUUGAAUCAAAACCCAAGGUCCUGUUUGAGUCCAUGCCAGUGAUUCACAUCACUGCAAUAAACAGCACCAGCAAUGCGGACAACCCCCGCUUGUACAAAUGCCCAAUCUACAAAAAGCCUCGUCGUACUGACCUCACCUACAUCGCGGAGGUCAUCCUUCGCACUGGUCAGAACGUUGUCGCUGAUCAUUGGGUCCUCCGAGGUGUUGCGCUGCUCUGUGAUGUCAAAUAAGUGACUCAGAUAACCGGUUUGUGUACUUCUUUAGACAGGACUAAAAACGUACAUGUAGAUCUAUUCUUGUCGAUACUUGCACAUCUGUUUUAUGAGGUAAGUUGUUUGAAUAACCUGUUCUUGAACUUAUUUGACAACACAGAAGGUGUACUCUUUAUUUUAUUUCAAUUGUUCCAUUAUCAAUAUCAAUUGUAGUAGGCUUUAUUCUAGUAGGCUAUGCAUUUAUUUGGUUACACAGGAAACAUUAUAAUCAUAUGGCAAUAUGUGAUUUUUUUUUUAAUGACUUAAAUUUUUCUAUACUAAUUGUGCAUUUCAAAUUUUGAACAAUUGUUGCAAAUUUUCCUCCUUUACAUGCAAAGUGAAUGAUGUGGUCUGUAGACCAUUUUCUGUUUCUUUACCAAUACGAAUUUAUGGCCAACAUCCGUCCAACUAUCACAGUGAUAUUGUUAUUUCCUCUUGCAUAUUUGUAUCUUUUCCUUCUACUCAUAUAUUAACUCAUUUUCUCAGCAUAUAUAUGUCCAUGUUUUUGUUGUAAUCCUGACUUACAUAUUAGUUCGGGAUAAGUUUUACACCAUUGCAAACUCAGCAUUGAUACCAAAUUGUUUUGAGCAAUUCAUUUCUUUGUUUCUGACAGAUGUUGACGAGUGGUCAGUUGAUGAAAGUUUCGUUUUUCUUCGUGCCUUCCACUUAUUUCUAUUAGCCCACAUGAAAAGUUUCUGUUCUACCACUGUAUGGAUAACAAAUGUGUUGAAUAGAAGUAAGUAACAUGCCUGAAGAAAAUCCCAGUACUUUUUCCCCAAACCCUGGAGAAUUGUGGGUGUCACUCGACCGAUUGCCUUUUACAUGUAUUUACUCUCAUUAUGUCAUCAUUUUACUCUCUUGGGCACAGGUUCUUUUCUAGUCUCAAUCCUUUCUCCAUGUGCUUUCCCAUUGCUGUUGGUUUUUUUCUCAGCCUUUAUAAGAUUUUUGUUUGGAGAAGUGUUUUGAUUAAGCUCGCAAAUGAAGGUGGCUUCUCAAAAUUCAUCGUGUCUUUUUCUUGAACCUUACUUUUGACCUUGCAUGUCAACUUGUCCUUCAUUUAUUUCAAAGAGAGAAUCAAAAUUUUUGUCUUUAAAAUUUCGUCUCUUAUCCACACUUUUUAAAAUACUCUUUGAAACUCUGCUACCAGCAUCAGAUUCAGUUCUUGUCAAUCAUGCAUCUCUGUCACUUUUCCAAGUUCACAGAAAUUCAUAUUGAUUUGUUCCUCAUCUCUUGAUUUUUUUUAGUUAUCUGUUCAUAAUAUAAUGAACAAUCUACGGAUAAGUUCGAGAUAUUUUUGCGGAGCAAAUACGAUUCUAAAUUAUUUAUGAAUAUCUUAUACAUUGCCCUAUUCUUUUAAUUUCAUAGAUUUUUUAUCUGUAGCGUUUUAUUGAAUUUUAAAAAGAUUCAGUGUAAUAAUAAAUGAUGUGGGAUUGAUUGAUUUUUUAAGUUAUAGAUGGAACUCAAAUUGUGACUGCAAGCAAUCUGGAAAGUUGUUCUAUUUAUUCAUCCCAUUUUUGGAGAUAUUUUGAUAAUAAUAAUAUAUUUUUGCAUAUGUAUUGUGAUAAGGUGAUUUUUUUGGUUGUCUUCUACACAGUGUAAUUUUUUGUUUUUGAGAUCUUUUAUAUGGAAUUUUCUUUACUAUUCAUAUAUCUUUUAAAUGUAUUUCUCUUUCACUCAGAGCAAUGAAAACUGUGAUAAUGCUAUUACUGAUUGAGUAGGGCUAUUUAGCUUCGACAGUUCUAAGGGUUCUGUUCGUAGAUAUUUUUAAAAAUCCAAUUUCUUGUAAGUUCCACAUUAACUUUUGAUAUUCAUGCCCUUGGUUUAGAUACAUAUCUAUAUAUUAUAUAAUAAAGAAUAUUAAAAACUUUAUGAAUG